GUUGAGAACUAGAUCUAGUAGAAUAGAGCAAGCACUUCAAGUUUUAACUAUAAAACUAAGCUUCUCAGUGAGUGAAGAUAGAGACCCGAACCCGGAAUAAAAUGGGUCGGAUCAUGGUUCUGGUUAGGGCCUCGGGUCUACUGGUCGCCGUUCUCCUUCUCAUUUGGGCAUUUGGGUUUAGAGCUAGCUUUCUCCCCCAUUCCAACUCCGGCGAUUCCUCGGAUACUUCCCAAAUGGGCCACCUUUAUUCGGCUCUUCAUCCGCUUCUGAUGGUUAUUGGCUUCAUUCUCCUCAGCGGCGAAGCAAUAUUGGCGCACAAGUGGUUGUCGGCGUGGUCCAGGAGCACGAGGAAAUCGGUGCACCUGUGUCUCCAGGGUGCGGCACUAGGGUUUGGUCUUUUCGGAAUUUGGGUCAAGUUUAAGGGUAGAAUCGGAAUACUGGCGAAUUUUUACAGCCUCCACUCGUGGAUGGGCCUGCUCUGCCUCGUCCUCUUCGCUUCUCAGUGGACACUGGGAUUUCUCAGAUUAUGGCACCGGCCAGAGAACAGGCGUACGAGAACGACCAUGCUCCCGUGGCACGCUUUUGUGGGCCUGUACACGUACGGGCUUGCCGUGAUCACUGCAGAAACUGGCCUCCUCGAGAAGUUGACUUUUCUUCAGACACGUAGAGGCGUUCACCGGCGAUCAACGGAGUCAACCCUGGUCAACGCUCUCGGUCUUGGCCUUGCAUUCGUCUCUGCCCUUGUAGUGUUCGCUGCAGUCUCUCAUAAGCACCAUCGUCUUCCUUAUCAAAGUAAAAACGUAGAUGUUAAUUAUCAAAGUGUUAAUAAGUUUGUGCAGUCUGAUGGUUUUGUUAUUAAUGGAAAGGAUGUUUCAUCUUAGGAUUGUUUGCCUUUAAAUCCAAAAUUUAUCUUAUUUAAUUUUUAAGCACAA
Asparagus officinalis (garden asparagus) is the source of this 932-nucleotide messenger RNA. Its product is annotated as probable transmembrane ascorbate ferrireductase 4. Gene Ontology annotation, molecular function: oxidoreductase activity. NCBI's taxonomy places the organism in Eukaryota, Viridiplantae, Streptophyta, Magnoliopsida, Asparagales, Asparagaceae. The record is from RefSeq and is a predicted model, not a curated record.